AUGUUGAAACUUGUCAUCAUUGAAAAUCAGGCGAAUGAUUCGGAUAAAAAUGGAAAAAUCAUACAUCCAAUUGCAAUGUAAUAUAAAAAUAGAACAUUUUUUGAAUUAUUUUUUUCAAAAAUGUAUGUUCAAAAUUUUGAUUUUUUCAUCUAAUCAAAAUUGACUCGCUACUAUUCAAAUUAUACCCGAGUUAUAUCACCAAUAUUCGAUCGAGCUAAUUCUGCGUUCACCGUCGCGAAUCUGCCAACGCGUUUCGUCCGUUUUAGUAAUGUUCGUUCUGCACCAACAAGAAAUUGAGGCGUAAAUUAAUGGGGUGAUUUAAGAAUAAAUUGAAAAAAUUUAAUGGGGUGAUUCAGUCGAAUUAAUCGACGUGAAUUUUUCAAUUAAUUGACAAAAAAUCCGAGUCUUUUAGGGCGAUAAAUUUCACAUUUUUGUCAAUUCUUCGCUUUCAUUUCUUGGUAAUAAAUGCGAUUAAUUGCAUAAAAAAUAGAAUUUAUUUGACCUAUAUUUUAAAACGUGACCUAUAUGAGUUGGAAUUAUCAACAAAAAAAUCAUUUUUCCUCAAUUUUCUUUCAUUUCGAAAUGAGUUCAAAAAAUAAGCAGUGAAUUUGGGACACGUUUCAAAAAAGAGGUCAAAUAAAUUCUAUUUCGUAUUGAAAAGCCUCAUUUUUGAAUGCAAUGAUUUGCAAAAAAAGAUGGAAUUAAUCGACAAAAACGUGAAAACAUCGCACAGAAAUGACUUGGAUUUUCUGUCAAUUAAUCGUUAAAAAACGAAUUGAAUCAGCUCAUAAGGUUUUUGGCCAUUUCUCGCAUUUUUUCAGAAAUGAAUGCGAUAAAUUGACAAAAAAACGUGAAAUAAAUCGCACUUUUUUUUGUCAAUUUAUUCUCAUGAAUCACCCCAUAAUGCCAAAAGUGCGAAACCUUUCUCGAGAAUAGUAUUAUCCAAAAAAAUUACAUAAUCAAAUAUUUUUCUCAUUGAAAAUCCAAGUUUACUGGUCCGCUCCUGAUACUGGUCCGCUCCUGAUUACUGGUCCGCUCCUGAAUACUGGUCCGCUCCUGAUUACUGGUCCGCUCCUGACUACUGGUCCGCUCCUGACUACUGGUCCGCUCCUGACUACUGGUCCGCUCCUGACCAAUAUUAGCCAUGGUCCGAUUAAUUGACCAACAGGCCUUUUACGGAAGGAGGCGUUUGCAGAGGGUUGGGGAUUGGAUUUCUAAUUCUCUCAUUUUAUCUUAUAUUCAAAUAACUUCGUUCUGAGUCAAAACUUCUAACUUCUAACUUCUCAUCUAAUUCAAAUAUUCAUCAUUAAACUUUCUCCCCCCCCCCCAUAUUUCAGUUUUUUAUCUUUACUCCUUUUCCCCUCUUUAUUUUACCUUUAAUGCAUCCUUAUUCACUAUCAUGUUAAACCACAUUUAUUAUUCACAUAGUCACAUCCUCUCAAAUGGCCCAACUUGUCUUUUUUAUAGGACCUACGGGUCUUUUUGUUUUAUUGCAGUCAUCUCGAUUAUCAUUUCUCUACUAUCUCUUCUUUUUAAAUUCUUUUGUCUUUCACAAUGUAUAUCGGUGUGGUUCAAUAAAUAUAUAUAUAUAUAUAUAUAUAUAUAUAUAAGAAAAAAAAAAAAAAAAGAUUUUUUUUCAAUUAUCCCACCCAAAUUCGAUCAAGAAGAUAGUUGUUUCUCGAACAAGGCUAUUCAAUAUAUGUCAUAUAAGUUAGAUAACAAAGCAUUCAAAGUUUUGUAGAAUGAAAACAACGUUCAAAUCGAAAAUUGUUAAAAAAAUCUUCAUUGUAUUAUGUAUCAGCUUUGUUGCUUUUGUAUUAGUCCGUUUUUUGGAACCUCGCUACAGGUGAUUUUUAUGUUUUUUUAAUGGUUUAAUUUUUAAAAAAAGUACUAGGGGCGGUGCCCCUAGGCGAAGCUGUUAUACAAAAUCCUCAAAAAAUUCAAAAUUACAAAGAAUAAUCAUUUUUUCGCAUUUUUAAAAUGGUCAUUAAUAUUUAAAGAAAUGAAUAGCUUUUCACGUAGGCAUUCGUGGUCAAGUGGUACUCGACUUUGCCUUCGAAUCUAACCAUUUUUGUUCGAUUCCCAGCUAAAGCAUUUUCCUAAAUCCCCUAGGUAUGAUUUUUAAAAUUUCUGAAGAAAAUGUGAAAAAAAUGGUGAAAAAAUGUGCGAAAAAAAAAUAUAAUCAGAAUGCAUACCUACGGGAUUUUAUAAAGAGGUCAAUUGGAAAUGUUUUGUUUUAUGAUUUUUAUGUACAAGAUCUCACCCUAAAAUCAGUUUUUCGCUCUUUCAAUCUUUAUGAAAUAAACUGACUGAAAAAGGCAAUAAUAAUAUAAGUUUCAAUAUUUCAAAAAAAUAAUUUAAAAAAAAAAUCACAGCUCACAUUUAUUUCGUGCGAAUUUUUCUUCAUGAAAUAUUUUUAACAGACACUAUUUGGAACACAGAGAUAUUCAAGAUUUCAAAGCGUUUAUCACAUCAUCAUAUUAUUAUCCUGAAUCUAAAAGUUUGGGAUCAAACGCAUUGGCUCUUGUGAUGAGUAUAAAUUUAAAAAGAGGAUAUCAUUUUGGCAAAAAAGAAUGGUACGAAAGUGCAAAACAACCCAUAAUCACAAUAAGAGCUAGAAAUCUAAUAUCUUCGAAAGUCAUAUCAAGUUCUUUUAAAAAAAUUACACCUGAUGAUAAUGCGUGUUAUAUGGUUUCAAUCUUCCUAACCGUUCAAUUAUUACCAAACACAAUAUCUGUUGAACUUCUUGGUGACAAUGGUGAUAAUUCAGUAUCAAUUCCAUUUUCAAUUCCACCUUCUACAAAUUAUCAUGAUGUUGUAGUUUGUAUAUCUCCAAUUUUUGUUGCAGAAAAUUGGCAAACUUUUUUGUUUGCUAUGCACAUUUACAAAAAAUUUGGAGCAUUUGUGAAUUUGUAUUAUAUAAGUGCAGUUGAUUCAUUUUAUGAACUAAUCAAAAUCUACGAAGAAGCUGGGUACUUAACAAUUCAGCCUUGGGUUAGCAUUAAAUUGGUUGGAGUUGACCAAAAUGAAUUGGAUCCUUACCAUCAAAUUGAGUUCAGAAAUCAAGCCGCAGCUCAGACAGAUUGUAUUUUGAAGUAUAAGGUUAGUUUUGAAACUAAGCAUUGAUAUGUUCUUGAUUGCUACCGGCGUAUCAUUUGAAAUCAUUAAACCUCUCGGUCAGUAAACGGCGAGGUCGCUACCGAUCGGGGCGGAGUCGCUACACGUUUCGGGCGACUGGCCCGAGGCACUUCGGACGAGCCUGGGGCGACUCGCUCGAGAUUGUAGACACUUGCCCCGUUCACGCUACAUUUGCGGCAAGUUGUCCAUCACUCGCCACUUUUGAGGCGCGUUUAGGGCAACUCGCUGCAAAACGAGUCUCGAAAAAUGUGUAGCGAGUCGCCCCGAGCUAUGUCGAUUUUGGGCCGAGCUAUUUUAGAAAAAAAAAUGAAAUUUUUUUAGGAAACCGCAAAGUUUGUAACAUGUCUAGAUUUGGAUGACAUUCUGAUUCCGAAAUUUGCCCCAACUUACCUUGAAGAGUUUCAAACGCUAUUAAAAAAAAUAUCUGAGAACAGCUAUUUGACUUAUGAUAAACGAAAUUAUCGAGCUCACACUGUGAAUAAGUUCAACAAAUUUUCUUUAUCUAAAAUGCUUGAAUCUAUUGAAAUUGGGGAUGUUUUUGAAUCCGGAAAAAUUGUUACUGAUCCAAAAUUGAUGAACUUUACAUGGAUUCAUUGGACACUCAACAAAAAUAUCAAGCGUGUAGAAGUCAAAAAUAAUUGGAUAACUCAUUUGAAAAAUGUCACAUGGUUUUUCGGAAUUCGUUACAUUAAAUAG
Messenger RNA from Caenorhabditis angaria, 3834 nucleotides. The record is from the annotation of a GenBank genome assembly. Lineage: Eukaryota; Metazoa; Nematoda; Chromadorea; Rhabditida; Rhabditidae.